This is a messenger RNA of Chelonoidis abingdonii (Abingdon island giant tortoise), 693 nucleotides long. The record is from RefSeq and is a predicted model, not a curated record. Lineage: Eukaryota; Metazoa; Chordata; Testudines; Testudinidae.
AUGGAGAAGGAGAAGUGUCCACAAGGGAUCUGUGAGAUCACCAGGAGCCGGGAAGCCAAGGUCCAUUCCAGAUGCUAUAUGGCCUAUCUGAAAAUACAACAUGGAAAAUAUACUAAGAAAUGCGGAUGGUUCCUGGUGAAGCCAAACUUGGUGCUGACAGCUGCUCAUGGCAAGGGAGACGAGAUCACUGUCACUCUGGGAGCACAUAACAUUAGUAAACCAGAACGGAGCCAACAGAAAAUCCCCGCGCGCUGCCAGGUCCCCCACCUGCAAUAUGACAAGAAGACCCUUAACAGUGUUAUCAUGCUGCUGAAUCUGUCACACAGCGCAGUGCGGAAUAACUGGGUGUGGCUCAUCCCUCUGCCAAAGACCAAGACUAGGGUGAGGCCAGGAUCCACUUGCAGGGUGGCUGGGUGGGGUCGGACUGGCUGGAACUGAAGAACUGACAUGGUCUGUGAGGUGGACCUGGAGGUCAUUAAGAACAUGUGUGAGCUGAUACAACCGCCCAGUGAUGCUGUGUGGGGGAAGCCUGGCUUUGAGAAAUUACCUUAUCGGAGUGAUUCUGGUGACCCAUUGGUAGGAGUAGUCCAGGGCAUUGCUUCCAAUGUUGUGAAUUUCUACAAACCAAGUGUGUUCACAAGACUUUCCAAAUUCAUCCCCUGGAUCCAGAACAUUCUGCAGAACCAGCAUUAA